AUGAACUAUUAUGACAACUACUAUGGGGGUCUGGGCUACGGUUAUGGCUGUGGUGCGCUGGGCUAUGGCUAUGGUUGUAACUAUGGUGGCCUGGGCUAUGGCUGUGGUUAUGGUUAUGGCAGGUUUGGGUACAGCUGCUGCUACCCAUAUUGCUAUGGCAGAUACUUGUCCUAUGGGUUUUAUUGA
This is a messenger RNA of Nannospalax galili (Upper Galilee mountains blind mole rat), 186 nucleotides long. Its product is annotated as keratin-associated protein 20-2-like. NCBI's taxonomy places the organism in Eukaryota, Metazoa, Chordata, Mammalia, Rodentia, Spalacidae. The record is from RefSeq and is a predicted model, not a curated record. Bases 1 to 186 code for a protein of 61 amino acids. The transcript has a single exon.